Messenger RNA from Solanum stenotomum, 759 nucleotides. RefSeq lists its product as uncharacterized. Gene Ontology annotation, cellular component: cytoplasm. The transcript has 3 exons. The record is from RefSeq and is a predicted model, not a curated record. The coding region runs from base 67 to 516 and encodes 149 amino acids. NCBI's taxonomy places the organism in Eukaryota, Viridiplantae, Streptophyta, Magnoliopsida, Solanales, Solanaceae.
AGUUGGAACCCAAUCCUUAAACCCUUGUAAAGCCCUACAUCUUGAUUUCCAACAAAUUGGAAGAAAAUGGACGCAAUAGCAGCAGCUGAAGAGAGGAUAGUUUCAGAAAGAUUAAGGCAAAAACUCAACGAAGUUAACAGAGCUGCCCAAACCCAAUUCGCCGGCAUUCAAGACCACGUUGCUUUCACUCUUCAGCAAGCUUAUUACAGAUGUGCUUACGAAUGCUUUGAUAGGAGAAGAAAUCAAGAGGAGAUAGGGCGAUGUGUGGAGCAUUGCAGUGUUCCUGUGCACAAUGCUCAGAAUCUUUUCCAGAAUGAAAUGGCCAAGUUUCAGGAAAGACUGAACAGGUCUCUAAUGGUGUGCCAAGACAAGUUUGAGAGUGCCAAACUCCAGAAGAACAAAAGCAACGCCACAAUGGAACUGGAAUCAUGUGUUGACCAGUCAGUUCACGACAGCAUCAAUGUACUGCCCCAUCUUGUUGACAAACUAAAGGCUUCUCUCGGCAUCAAUAAUUGAAGAAGAUGUAGGUAGCAUCGCCAUGAAUUUGAGGUGAAAUGAGGGUUUUAUAUUUUAAUGUUAGUUUUCAUAAACAGUAUUUGCUUAGAUGAGUCUAAGUAAGGGAAAUCAACUCUACAAGAAGUAAUGAAAAAUGAAUUCAGCUUUGCAGACUAUAAAUCAGUUGCUCCUGGAAGUUGUUUACUUUAAGGACGAUUGUGCAUACAGAUUAUCAGUAAAAUAAAAUGUUCAGUCACUUUAUAC